Molecule: messenger RNA, 2169 nt
Organism: Hippoglossus stenolepis (Pacific halibut)
Lineage: Eukaryota; Metazoa; Chordata; Actinopteri; Pleuronectiformes; Pleuronectidae
Product: tumor necrosis factor receptor superfamily member 5
Exons: 8
Coding region: 388-1332 (314 amino acids)
Biological process (GO): positive regulation of transcription by RNA polymerase II; positive regulation of endothelial cell apoptotic process; cellular response to interleukin-1
Cellular component (GO): membrane; CD40 receptor complex; external side of plasma membrane
Molecular function (GO): transmembrane signaling receptor activity; antigen binding; CD154 receptor binding
Source: RefSeq, a predicted model, not a curated record
GAGACAGAGAGAGAGAGACAGAGAGAGAGAGAGAGAGAGAGAGAGAGAGAGAGAGAGAGACAGAGAGACAGAGGAGAUGGAGGGGGAAAACAGCAGAUGAGGGUCACUGGGGUUUUCCACCGUGUAGGAUCAGAGAAGACAUGAGAAGUAGGUAAGACAGAGAACAGGGGAAACACAGUAGUCACAGAGAGAGAGAGAGAUUAUACGGCAGGAAGAGAGUGGCGACAGAAGAUCACGAGCACUGAAUGAGUGCAGAAGAAGAAGUGAAGCAGAGAUUUCACUGAUCGGCGACAACAUAAACAUCAGAGGUCUGGAGCAGGCUUCGAGUGUGUAGGCACACAUUCGACUUUUCACACACAGGAGGUGGGCCAGUCAAAUGGGCUGCAAAUGAUUGAGAUGAACUGCCCAACUGAGGACAAGUACCUAAAAGAUGGAAGAUGCUGUGAUCGCUGUCCUGCAGGGACGUAUAUGCAGGCUGGUUGUGACGGCACAAAGAGGACUAAGUGUGAUAAAUGUCGACAUGGGUAUUACAUGGCCACUAAAAAUCACAUGAAGGAUUGUCAACGCUGCAAAGAGUGCAGUUCCAACAACAACCAGAGGAAUUCCAAAGACUGUUCAGCUGCAGAGGACACGGAGUGCGAGUGUGAGACUGGUUUCUACUGUAGUAAUGACAAGUGUGAGCACUGCCAGCCAGUGACCCAGUGUCCUGUGGGUGAAGGAGUGCGGGUUUCAGCCAAUCACACCAAUGAUACCAUCUGUGCUCCUUGUGAGGAGGGGACCUACAGCAACGUAACAGAUUUCAUCUCACACUGUAAAACACACACCAGAUGUCGGGAAUUAGGCAGAGAGCUGAUAUUUCAGGGAACCCAAACAACCAAUUCCGUCUGCAGUGACGUUUUACCUCGUUGUUCCUGGAUGCUGCCCGCAGGCCUGUGGUCAGGACUCUUGUUGACGGCACUUGUCCUGCUCGCUGUUGUCGUCUGCUGGAGGGCAAAGCGCAAAUCGCUCAGAGCAGUCAGGUCAAGUGAUCCCGUUACGGUGGAGGUGGUUCCCACAGUACUGGUGACGUCGCUGGAUCUGUCUUUACCGUCCACAGAGCAGAACGGCCACUGCCAAGAGAGCUGUGUCGCGGAGGAGUGCAAGUUACCACUUUACAGGACAGAUGAAACCCUGGUCAGCUGCGAUGUGGAAAGCAGCCUCCCCAUAACCCUGCUGAAGGUCUCGGCUUCAUUUGUUGAAUCCAGUCCCAACCCUGGAGCUGCAGGAUAUCGCACCAGCAACUUCCACAGGACCCACUCAGAGCCCCAGGAGGACGAGUGGUGUGGCACAUAACGGAGUAAAAGUUCUCGUAACAGCACGGAGGGAGUUUAGAGUCACUCUCUGGCUCGGAGAUGCUGUAACUUAAAAAAAAAAAAAAAAAAACUUAAACCGUAACUAUUUAUACCAACAAGAAACAAAGAGUAUAGGCUUUUACUUUGUGGAGAUAAGGGUCGCUGAUUGUUUAUCGCCCCCUGCAGGACUUUCUUGAGAACUCCAAUUCUUGUGACGUGACAUUUUUUACAGUGAAGCUAUGAGCUAAAAAUCCUGACAUCAAGUAACUGACAGAUUUAUCACAUGUGCAGAUUUAACUUAAGCUAAAAGCAAACACUGGUGCAGCUCUUUACUUUAACUGGAGCUUCACACUGAAAGAGGUUUUAAGCUACAGCUCAGUGUGGUCUCUAUUAAGGGAUAUGUCUUGUUAUUGUUUAAUAUUUUUCUUAUCAACAAACCACCAAAACCGAACAAAAACUAAUCCUACAAAAAUUUUCGCUGUAGUCAAAUUAUAUAUGGUAUUCCUCAUUACCGCAAUAUUUUAGCUUAAUUUCUGGGCAGUGGGAGGAAGUGGAGACCCGGCGUCCAUCGAUGAAGUCUAUGCAUCUCACAAGCAUGAUAACAAAAAUUCUAAAAUCAUUUAUCUGUUGUUGGGUUUAGACUUUUCAUGGAACUUAUCGACAGUAAAAUAUAAAAUUUUACAUUUCUGCAUUAUCCUUUCAUGUAAAGUAUGUUUUUGUAAUGUUGCUUUAAUCUAAUUUAACUUAUUUUGUUGCAAAUUCUGAUGAUUUGGCCAAAAUUGUUUACAUUUUAACUGUUGGAAGCCAAAAAAAUAAAACUCUCCUUCCUUCUUUUUAA